Triplophysa dalaica is the source of this 4234-nucleotide messenger RNA. RefSeq names its product complement C3-like. NCBI's taxonomy places the organism in Eukaryota, Metazoa, Chordata, Actinopteri, Cypriniformes, Nemacheilidae. Gene Ontology annotation, cellular component: extracellular region. The transcript is spliced from 34 exons. The record is from RefSeq and is a predicted model, not a curated record. Gene Ontology annotation, molecular function: endopeptidase inhibitor activity; protein binding. Bases 62 to 3889 code for a protein of 1275 amino acids.
CUGAUGUCGAGUAUAAAUCUGUGAUUCUGCACAAACAUGAACAGACGGACAGAAAGUCAGGAUGAAGGUGCAUCUGUUGUGGUCGACUGUUGUUCUUCUCUCUUCUCCUCUCAUCACAUUAUGUGACCCACUAUUCGUUCUGUUGGCUCCCAAUUUGCUGAGGGUUGGUUCCUCAGAGAACGUGUUCGUGGAAGCUCAGGAUUAUAAUGGAGGAGACCUGACAGUGAGGAUCGUGGUGAAGAACCACCCGCGCAAAAAUGUGGAAAUCUUUUCUGAAUCGGUGACCCUGACAGCGGCCAACAAAUACCAGUUUGUUGCAAAGAUAAAGAUUCCCGAUGAUAAAAACUACUUCAUUGAUGAUCCUCUGGAGAAGCAGUAUGUGUGUUUACAGGCUGAAUUUCCUUCUAAAAUCCUGGAGAAAGUGGUCAUGGUGUCAUUUCAGUCGGGAUAUAUAUUUGUACAGACAGACAAACCCAUCUACACACCUGCUAGCACAGUCCAGUACCGGGUUUUCUCUCUGACUCCAAACCUUCAUCCACACAGUCAGUCUGGAGUCUCAGUGGAUAUCAUGAAUCCACAAGGCAUCACGGUUUUAUCAGAGAAGAUUUCUCCAAGUCAAGGAAUGAAGUCUGGAAAGUACAAUAUUCCUGAGGUUGCCAGUCCUGGGAUCUGGAAGGUGGUCACACGGUACGCAAACACCCCGCAGACGACGUUCACUUCAGACUUUGAGGUCAAAGAAUAUGUGCUUCCAACUUUUGAAGUCACUUUAAUGCCCAGCAAGUCCUUCUUCUAUGUUGGUGAUGAGCGUUUAACAGUCGACAUCACUGCUGAGUAUCUGUUUGGGAAGAAGGUUGAGGGACAAGCGUUUGUGGUGUUUGGUGUGAUGGAUGGUGAGAGUAAAACAAGUAUCGCCGCCUCUCUACAAAGAGUCCCAAUAGAAGAAGGAAAGGGUUCAGCUGAUCUGACCAGGGACAUGAUCAUUCAGACCUUUCCAAACAUCCUCCAGCUGGUUGGGAAAUCACUCUUUGUUUCAGUCAGUGUUUUAACAGAGACCGGCAGUGAAAUGGUGGAAGCACAAAAGAGAGGCAUUCAGAUUGUGACGUCACCGUACACCAUCCACUUCAAGAGAACAUCUCAGUUCUUCAAACCUGGAAUGCCCUUUGACGUCUCGGUUUACGUGACAAAUCCUGACCAGACGCCUGCUGAAAAUGUGGCAGUUGAGGUCAACCCCGGGUGGGUCAGAGGUCGAUCAAAAGCCAAUGGCAUUGCAAAGGUCACCGUCAAUUCUCAGGGAGAUUCUCCAUCACUGCAGAUCACCGCAAAGACCAUAGAUCCACGAUUACAAGAUGAACAGCAGGCAGUGAAGACGAUGACAGCUCAAGCGUACAUUCCCAAAAGCAACUCCCAAAACUACCUGCACGUCGGCAUUGAUGCUGCUGAGCUCGAGAUCGGUGAUCAUAUGAAAGUCAAUCUGUACACAGGAAAAAGUCCAGGAGCCAAAGAUCAAGAUUACACGUACAUGAUCAUCAGUAGAGGACAGAUCGUGAUGGUGGACAGGUAUAAGAGAAGAGGACAGUCUUUAGUCACUCUCUCUCUACCUGUGACUAAAGACAUGGUGCCGUCUUUCCGUUUCUUGGCGUAUUAUCAUGUGGGAUCAGAUGAGGUGGUUUCUGACUCCGUCUGGGUUGAUGUGAAGGACACGUGCACAGGAACACUCAGUCUUGAGAUAAAGAACAAGGCCAACACUUAUAGUCCGGGUGAUAGGUUCAGCUUGAAAAUAACUGGAGAUCCUGGAGCUAAAGUUGGGCUGGUGGUGGUUGACAAGGCUGUGAAUGUCCUUAACAAGAACAGACUCACACAGUCGAAGAUCUGGGACGUGAUUGAGAAACAUGACACAGGUUGUACAGCGGCCAGUGGAAGAGACAGUAUGGGGGUUUUCUAUGACGCUGGUCUGAUGUUUGAGUCCAGCACCGCUGGAGGAACCAAAACCAGAACAAUGAACGAGUGCCCUACUCUUUCAAAGAGAAGACGGAGAUCAAAUGGUGACAAUGAUGACUACCCAGACUCUGAAGAUAUUGUGUCACGGACACAGUUCCCUGAGAGCUGGCUUUGGGAGGAGGUGACUGUUCCUCAAUGCAAAGAUAAAACCUGCGUACUAUCAAAAGACAACAUCAACCUGAUGGAAUCCAUCACAACCUGGCAAAUCUUAGCCAUUAGCUUGUCAAACUCAAACGGUAUCUGUGUGGCAGAUCCUCUGGAGAUGAUUGUUUUCAAGAAUUUUUUCGUCGACCUCAAGAUGCCGUAUUCGGCCGUACGCAACGAGCAGCUGGAAAUCAAAGCCAUCAUUCACAACUACACCCCAAGGAAGAUGAAGGUGCGUGUGGAGUUUAUGGAGACAGAACACAUUUGCAGCACUGCCAGUAAUAAGCAUAAAUACAGAACAAUUGUAGAAGUCGAGGGCUCUUCUAGCAAAACCGUUCCAUACGUGAUCAUUCCCAUGGAGUUGGGCGUACAUCAGAUUGAGGUGAAGGCUGCGGCGCCUGAUUUUAUCACCCCUGAUGGAGUGAAGAAGACCCUGAAAGUGGUGUCUGAGGGUGUCCUAGUGGAGCUGAUGGUGAAAAGUGUGGAACUUAAUCCAGAGAAGCAGGCAGGUGGAGAACAACUUGAAGUUAUACAAACUUCCUUUCCAGCUGACAGGAUUCCAGGCACAUCUGCAAGCACUCUCAUCUCGAUAACCGGUGAGGAGACGAAAGAGCAAAACUUGAAUCUGGACGUUAUGCUGUUUGUUGAAGGAAGAAGCAAACCAGUCAGAUGGGGUUUCAGAAAAGCUAACGUGCAUGUUACACGCUCAGACAAGUUUGAUCUCAAUAAGAACUUUAACGUGACGGCUAAAGGAACUGGAACAGCCGCUCUCUCAGUGCUCAUGCUUUAUUAUGCCAAACCUGUGGACAAGAUUUCUGACUGUAAACACUUUGAGCUGAGGCUUAAAUUUGAACGAGAACGUGCCGUGAGUUAUCCAGGGGCUGAAGAAAGUUACAAGCUCAUAAUGGACUUCUUCUACAGAAGUGAAACAAGAGACGCCACCAUGAGUAUUCUGGAUGUGGGUUUACUGACAGGGUUUAAAGUGGAUGAAAGAGAUCUCACAGAGUUGACCAUGGGCAGAGACAGAGCCAUUCAGAAAUUUGAGAUGAACAAGGAGCUCUCGGAUCGAGGGUCACUCAUCCUCUAUGUCAAUAAGGUUUCUCAUAAAGAAAGAGACAGAAUCGCAUUCAGAAUACACAAGGUUAAUAGAGUGGGUUUGCUUCAACCGGCUGCAGUCACCGUCUAUGAAUAUUAUUCACCAGACGCACGCUGUACAAAGAACUAUCACCCUGAUAAAGAAGACGGAGCUCUGACCAGAUUAUGUCAUGGAGAUGUGUGUCAGUGUGCUGAAGAAAACUGCAGUUUGCAGAAGAAAACAAAAGUCAGCGAAGAGAUUCGUUCGGAUAAGGCUUGUGAAGCUGGCAUGGAUUAUGUUUAUAAAGUCAAAGUGAUUGACAUGACGUUGACAAAACAUUCAGACAUCUAUAAUAUGAAGGUGGAGCAGGUCCUAAAGGAAGGCACCGAUGAAGAUAUGGAGGGAAAGAUAAGGGAGUUUCUGGCUCAUCCCAAUUGCAGAACUUCUUUGGGAAUCGAAAAAGACAAGACGUAUCUCAUCAUGGGCAAAUCCACUGACCUACCGAACCUCGACGCGAGACUGCAGUACAUCUUGGGUGAGCAGACGUGGAUCGAGUACUGGCCCACAAGAGAGGAGAGCCAAACUCCAGAACACAGGGAAAGAUAUACCGGCCUCUCUACACUCGAAAGGAAGCUCUUGAAAGAGGGAUGCUCUACAUUAUUAAGCACAUAAAAUAUAAAUACUUCAACAUCUUGCAUAAUCAAAAAAUAUAACCUUGAUGUUGGAUGAAAACUUGGAUCUUCAUGUUCUCCACAUUUCAUAAUUUUUUGUAAUUUUAGUAAAUCUUAACUAAUACUUCAUGUUAUUCUGUGGGUUUUACAAUUGUCUAACCAAUGAAACAUAUUAACUGUCGGUCCAUAUUUUGAGCCAAGAGAAAAAAAUGCAUUAUGCAAACUUAAACAGCUGUAACUAUUGAAUGCUUUGGAGUAGAGACAUAUGGUUGGUCACUUUUGAAAAAAGACACUUGGAGGAUCAUUGUAGAAGUUAAAAAAUAAAAUAAUAAUUAUGUGUGUAAAA